This is a messenger RNA of Rhododendron vialii, 1117 nucleotides long. RefSeq names its product metalloendoproteinase 2-MMP-like. Gene Ontology annotation, cellular component: extracellular matrix. Gene Ontology annotation, biological process: extracellular matrix organization; proteolysis; collagen catabolic process. NCBI's taxonomy places the organism in Eukaryota, Viridiplantae, Streptophyta, Magnoliopsida, Ericales, Ericaceae. Gene Ontology annotation, molecular function: metalloendopeptidase activity; zinc ion binding. Bases 65 to 1006 code for a protein of 313 amino acids. The record is from RefSeq and is a predicted model, not a curated record. The transcript has a single exon.
UUCAAAUUCACAAAUUCACCAAGUACUCGGCCAGAUACUAGCUUAGUUUCCUUCUACCCCAAAAAUGACAACAAAAGUUUUCCAACUUUUCUUAUGCAUUUUCCUCAUCACAUUAGCCUUCCCUCUCCCCUCUCAUGCAAGGCCAUCGAAACCCAAGGCUGAAAACCCAACAUUCUUUGACUUUAUUAUGCAUUUGGAAGGAUGCCACAAAGGCCAGACAGUAAAAGGCCUCAAACAACUCAAGACAUAUCUUGAGGCAUUUGGUUAUCUGAACUACUCCCCUAACCAAGCCCAUGCCAACGACGACAAUUUUGACGAUGCCUUGGAGGCCGCCGUCAAAACAUACCAGCUCAAUUAUCAUCUGAAGACUACCGGAAUUUUAGAUGCCCAAACGGUGUCCAAAAUGACUGCCCCUCGAUGCGGGGUCCCUGACAUUGUUAACGGAACCAACUGGAUGCGAGCAGGCAAAAAAAAGCCCAAUCACACCCAUAACACUCUCCACACUGUCUCUCAUUUCUCUUUCUUUCCCGGUAACUUGAAAUGGCCCCCAACUAAGUACCAGCUCACUUAUGGGUUUCCUCCUGGAACCAACUUGGAUGCCAUGUCCGCCGUGGCCAGAGCAUUCAACACAUGGACUUCUGAAACUCAAUUUAUAUUCUCUGAGAGUCCAAACUUCGAGAGUGCGGAUCUUAAAAUUGGGUUCUACCGUGGUAACCAUGGGGACGGGGCACCAUUCUAUGGUGCUAAUGGGGUCCUAGCCCAUGCUUUUGCCCCAACUAAUGGGAGGUUUCACUACAACGCAGAUCAUUCAUUUUCCGUGGACCCGACCGCGGGCUCGUUUCAUUUGGAGACUGUGGCCUUGCAUGAAAUUGGGCACCUUCUUGGACUUGGACAUAGCGAUGUCCAAGAUGCUGUCAUGUGGCCUUCCAUUCCUGCAGCAACAACCAAAGGUUUGAAUGCCGAUGAUAUACAAGGAAUUAAAACUUUAUACAACCUUGAGGCGUGAAAUUAAUAAUACAUUGGCUAUGUUUUCAAUAAAAUGGUGAUCUAUGGACGCCAUAUAUAUAUAUGGAAGUAGAUAAAUUAUAGUUAUCCUCUAAAUAAAGGAAUUAAUAAA